Bipolaris oryzae ATCC 44560 is the source of this 1263-nucleotide messenger RNA. RefSeq lists its product as uncharacterized. The transcript has a single exon. Gene Ontology annotation, molecular function: DNA-binding transcription factor activity, RNA polymerase II-specific; zinc ion binding; DNA binding. Gene Ontology annotation, biological process: regulation of DNA-templated transcription; aflatoxin biosynthetic process. The record is from RefSeq and is a predicted model, not a curated record. The coding region runs from base 1 to 1263 and encodes 420 amino acids. Lineage: Eukaryota; Fungi; Ascomycota; Dothideomycetes; Pleosporales; Pleosporaceae. Gene Ontology annotation, cellular component: nucleus.
AUGCCGCCGCCAACAGGCAUUCGGCUGCGCGAUAGCUGCCAAUCGUGCGCGGCAUCCAAGACUAAGUGCUCUAAGGACAAGCCGCAGUGCGCUCGGUGCGCCAAGAGAGGCACAAAAUGUGAAUAUCUAGUCACACAGCGGACCGGCAGGAAGGCCCUGGUACGGCGAGACAGCGAUGCCAAAGAGCAGAGCAGUGAUGCUGGUAGCCGACGCAAAAGCUUGAGCCGUUCAACGACGACAGCAACAUCCACAACAACAAUGACGUCGUCGUCAAGCAUGUGCGACGCACCAGACGUUCACAUGUCAGGCUGCGCAGAGCCGCCGGACGAAGCCGCGGACAUGUACAUGAUCGAGCCAGGACUCGAAGCAUUCGAUGCAGAUACUGCCGGUAGCAUGCUUCCUGAGAUGAGCACAAUCCACGACGACUACUUCUCGCUCCUCCUCCCAGACGUCGACAUGUCGGCACUGGACCAGGUAUACGAUACAAGCAGCGCCCCCGAUGCCGUGGCAUCCGACAUGCUAGCUCAACCGCCGCUCGGCACCAGCGGCAGCAUGCCUCCUCACGGCACAGCAGCAUAUGCAUCAUAUACGCAGGGGAACGACGUAGCAGCAGCGGCUGGGCACUCUUCGCCCAGGGACCCGCUACCGCUGCAGCAGCCGGAUCUAGGCAUGCUCCUCGAUGCAGCAUGCCUGCCGGGAGCACAACCUCAAACGGGGGAGCAAACCGCUUUACUGCUCUCCGAAAUGCAGAUGCCCCCCUACCAAACCGCCAUGCACCACGCCGCAGCCUCACAGCAGCAGCAAGAGGGCCUCACAAUGGCUCUGCAGCUAAUGCAGCACCUGUGCUGUCUGAGCGAUAGCACUUCAAGUAGUAGCAACUCAAUCUCACUGGCGGGACCAGGAGCGGCGGGACCCCAGCACCACCACCCCUUCCGCCUCCGCAACCUCAUGGACAAAUGCAGCAAAGCCACCGCAACAAUCAGUGCCAUCCUGCACGGCGACUCCUCUCACGACGCAUACUUCCUCGCCGUCGUCUGCCUCGCAAUGUCCAAGGUCCUCGACGCAUACGUAACUGCGUCCCGUACCAUCGGUACACCAACUGCAGACUACUCACGCCGCAAGUCACGCUCCCCAUCCGCUUCUUCUUCCUCGCCUUCGGUGCUAUCUUCGCCGACUCGCCCAGACUCUGCGAGGAGUAAUCGGAGUAGCGGGAGUGUGUCCCCGCCCGUUGUCCUGCAGGGAGACCCUGAAUCAGCUUUAUGA